Hibiscus syriacus is the source of this 948-nucleotide messenger RNA. RefSeq lists its product as uncharacterized. The coding region runs from base 118 to 807 and encodes 229 amino acids. NCBI's taxonomy places the organism in Eukaryota, Viridiplantae, Streptophyta, Magnoliopsida, Malvales, Malvaceae. The record is from RefSeq and is a predicted model, not a curated record. The transcript is spliced from 2 exons.
CCCAUAUCCAUUUCAUCCCCUUAUUUCAAAUCUGCGUUGGAUUCCCUUUCUCUCUGAGUUUUUUUUUUUCCCUUUUUGGUUUGCUGUUUUGGGUGGCGAAAGGUUAAAGAUUCAAUCAUGUCGAUCGUGUUGGACAGGAUCGAAACAUCGGGGUUUGGGCGCGUGAUGAGAUGUGCCUGCGAUAUUUCUAGUUUCGAAUCCCCGCCGUCUACGGUGAAGGAAGUAAAGUGGUUGUCGAAGGCGGAGGAAGAAGAAGACUGGGGAGGUUCAUCCUCCACGACGACGACGUCUUCGAUCGGGAGGAAUAGCGAUGACGACGACUCUGGGAGAUCAUCGGACGGAGUAGAUUGCGAGGAAAACGAGGUUCAAAGCUCUUAUAAAGGUCCUUUAGAUAGGAUGAAUUCCAUCGAACAGGUUCUGCCCAUGAGAAGAAGCAUAUCGAGUUUCUACAAUGGAAAAUCGAGGUCAUACACGAGUUUAGCAGAAGCGAACUCAGUUUCCUCCAUUAAAGACAUAGCAAAGCCCGAGACUGCCUACACGAGAAGAAGACGAAACCUAUUAGCAAUCAACCAUAUAUGGGACAAAAACAGGAGCAAAAGACUCAUUCGACCAAUAAGUUCAAGCAAAAGCUCAUUGGCACUUGCCGUUGCAAUGAAUAGCUCCGAAACCGAUGGCUUUUCAAGCACAGGCGAAGAUUCUUCAUCGACUUCGAGCCCCCGGUUACCUCCGUUGCACCCGCAAAUGAGAACGACCGCAUCGUCACCGUGGCGGUCGUUGUCCUCGGCCGAUGUACGUGAAUAUAACUAACCUCCCUUUGAGGAAGAAUGAUUGAUGAUGAUUUGUUAAUAUAGUUGUUAUCAUACGGAGUUUGAUAUAUUUUCAUGACUAGCUCCUUGUUGAUCUUUGUUUACAAGGAGAUAAAUUGUUGCCUUUUUCAAGUUUUUGUGU